AUGCCCAAGGUCAAACAGCAGAAGCGCAAUAGCGCUUCGAAGGCCAGUCCCUAUGCCGAUGCGGCGGCAAAGACGAAGGCCGCCAACACCGUCUUCAAGAUGAAUACCGAUCUCGGCCAGCACAUUCUGAAAAACCCUGGCGUGGCUCAACGAAUUGUUGACAAAGCCGAGUUGAAACAGAGCGAUGUUGUUCUGGAAAUUGGUCCUGGUACCGGUAACUUGACCGUGAAGAUCCUCGAACAGGCGAAAAAAGUUAUCGCCGUUGAGCUCGACCCUCGAAUGGCUGCCGAAGUCACCAAGCGUGUUCAAGGCACGCCUGCCCAGAAACGCUUAGACGUUAUCCUUGGAGAUGUGAUCAAAACAGACCUUCCAUAUUUCGAUGUUUGCAUCAGCAACACGCCGUAUCAGAUCUCUUCUCCCCUCACAUUUAAACUUCUCGCGACGUCUCCGGCGCCCCGCAUUUGUGUUCUCAUGUUUCAACGAGAAUUUGCUCUAAGGUUAUUCGCGAAGCCGGGCGAUAAGCUCUACAGUCGACUCUCCGUCAAUGCUCAGAUGUGGGCUAAGAUCGACCACAUCAUGAAGGUGGGCAAGAACAAUUUCAAGCCCCCACCGCUGGUCGAGUCGAGCGUUGUCCGUCUGGUACCUAAGAACCCCAGGCCACAGAUCAACUACGAUGAGUGGGACGGGCUUCUGAGAAUUCUAUUCGUCCGGAAGAACAAGACAAUUCGGUCAAGUUUCCUUGGCAAGUCCACGGUCAUGGAUAUGUUGGAAGCCAACUAUCGAACAUGGUGUGCGCAAAACGAUAUCCCAGGAAAGGUAGCAGAGCUCGUCCGGGAGAAGGUACGGCAGGUGUUGGAAGAUGAAACACGCCUUGCGGACAAGCGUGCAAGGAUGUGCGAUGAGAACGACUUCCUGAAGUUAUUGUGGGCCUUCAACCAGAAGGGCUUCCAUUUCAGCUGA
Messenger RNA from Aspergillus niger, 960 nucleotides. RefSeq lists its product as uncharacterized. Gene Ontology annotation, molecular function: rRNA (adenine-N6,N6-)-dimethyltransferase activity. The record is from RefSeq and is a predicted model, not a curated record. Lineage: Eukaryota; Fungi; Ascomycota; Eurotiomycetes; Eurotiales; Aspergillaceae. The transcript is spliced from 4 exons. Gene Ontology annotation, cellular component: mitochondrial matrix. The coding region runs from base 1 to 960 and encodes 319 amino acids. Gene Ontology annotation, biological process: rRNA methylation.